AUUUAGCAGAAAGUAUUCAGCGUUUUGUAGUUAAUUCUCUGCUCUAACGCCAAGCAAUUUUUUCCUGCCGCCAUCACGUUCUUUGUAUCAAGCAGAGACGAUCCCGAGUUCAGUGUCUUUGCUGGCAUUAGCUAACUCUACAACUCACUGUUAUAUUUCUACACCUAUCAAUAACUCCACCACCACCACCACCACCACCACCACCACCACACCACCACUACUACUACUACUACUACUACUACUACUACUACUACUACUACUACUACUACUACCACCAUCACUUACCAAUAAAGAAAAACAAGGAAGCAAAGCAGAAUUACUGGCCUGUUAAAGGCGAUACGAAUCCUUAGUUCUGCGACCAAACAGCGGACAAACUCUUUGGCUACUGGACCAAUUGGAUCAAGAAAAUUAGUUACACUAAAAAACAUAAGGCCAGGAGCGUCUUUUGAAGGGGCUCCGAGAAAAAACUGAAAAAUUUCUUGGUUUUUUUGCUGAAUGAAAGCUUUGUUACUGGAUUACGUUAUAAACAAACUCCGGAGCUUCGGAAGUCCAUCCCCAAACCUGGGAACGACGGAAGGAACCACCGUUUGGUAUUGAUACCAAGGAAAGAAGUCAGGGAAGCCAAUACAGUUUCUACUUUUGGCCAUGAACACCCUUUCGCUGUUUAUAAUCCUCAUUAUAGGCGUGACACCCUCUGCCGGCGAUGCAGUAUAUAGCCCAAGUAUUGUCCAGAUCUGUUACUACAAAGUCAUGGGCAAAAGCCCAAAUGAUGCAGUCUUGUCCCUCAAUACCUAUAGCAUGCAACAAUUUAAGGUCUUCUGCGGGUCCUACCCGAAGUAUGUGAAUUGUCUGACCCGAGGCAUUAGUAAAUCCGACGAGGAGCAGGACAUGUUCCUCAAUUUGCUCUAUCAAAACGAUUCGAUGCACAUCUCAUACGCGGGAAUCUGCCAUGACGUAGACGACCUUAUGAGAGGUAUCAAAUGCUUGGAGAUAACCAAUGAGUUGAAAAAAUGCUAUCAUGAUUUCGCCACGGCAAUUGGACAAAUGAUGGAGAAAUUUGAAACGCCUCUACCUAAUCAUCCGAUUAGCAAAGAGCUGAAGGACGUAGCCUGCAACAUAACCGUCGCAAGAUAUAGAUGUGAACUUGCCCUCUACAGACGCUGCAAUCGGAGAGUUGGACAAAUUAUGUCGAACUUCUUGUACGGAGCAUUACCCACUCGGUGCCAGACGCGAAUGAGUGUGAGAUCUGAGUACACUGCUUUGUAUGGAAGUAGUAAUAUCAGCAGAGUUACUUCCCCUUGGCUCGUGGUGUUCUUGUGUGUUUUACUCACCUUGCAAUAAAGUAUCUGUACUGUUCUUCGCAGUUUCUGUU
Messenger RNA from Octopus sinensis (East Asian common octopus), 1372 nucleotides. RefSeq lists its product as uncharacterized. The transcript is spliced from 7 exons. The coding region runs from base 646 to 1341 and encodes 231 amino acids. Lineage: Eukaryota; Metazoa; Mollusca; Cephalopoda; Octopoda; Octopodidae. The record is from RefSeq and is a predicted model, not a curated record.